CAAGAACAUCAAUCUCACCCAAGCUACAAAUCUCUCUCUAUCUUGCUUUUCUCAUCAAUUGCUACAGGUUGCUUGGCAAAGAAACGUUUUCUGCUUGCUGCAGAUUAAUCGAAGGAGAACACAAAGAAAAUCAAUUAGCGCGGCCUGCGGCAUGUCGUCCCAGACUGUGAAGAAGUGCGGUGUCCUCGGAGCCACAGGUUCAGUCGGUCAACGAUUUAUCCUUCUCCUCGCCGACCACCCCUUCCUCGUUCUGCACAAAGUCGGCGCCUCGUCUCGCUCCGCCGGCAAGAAGUACAAAGAUGCCGUGAAAUGGAAACAAGCCAGCCCCAUGUCAAAAAAAAUCGCUGAGCUGGUAGUUCAAGAUUGCACAGCCGAGAACUUCACCGAUUGCGACCUCGUAUUUUCUGGGCUGGACAGCGAUGUUGCUGGUGACGUUGAGAUGCAAUUCAUCAAGGCCGAAAUCCCAAUCUUUUCGAAUGCGAAGAAUUACCGCAAGCACCCAUUGGUUCCCCUGGUUGUGCCGACGGUCAACCCGUCGCAUUUAGCCCUGAUCCCGCAUCAACGAAAAGAAUUUGGCUUGAAGAAGGGCUUUCUUGUUUGUAACUCAAACUGCGCGGUGAUCGGCAUUGUCAUACCAUUUGCGGCCAUCCAAGCCAAGUUCGGUCCCGUGGAGGAGGUCGAGAUCUUUACAGAACAAGCUGUUUCCGGUGGCGGCUACCCAGGUGUUCCUUCCAUGGACGUGUUAGACAAUGUCAUUCCGUUCAUUAGCGGCGAGGAAGACAAGCUAGAGUCAGAGGCACAAAAGAUUCUCGGAACACUCAAUAGCGGAGCCACGGCGUGUGAGGAGCAAGCCGGUCUACGAGUUGGUGCUACUUGCACGAGGGUUGGCGUUACGGACGGCCACAUGGCAUUUGUGUCUAUGCGCUUCAAGAAUAGGCCUCCUCCCAGUGCCGAGCAAGUCAAGCAAGCGCUACGCGAAUACAAGUCUGAGGCCCAGAAACUGGGUGCUCAUUCUGCCCCAGAGCAAGCCAUUGUUGUAUUCGACGAGCCCGACCGACCUCAGCCUAGGCUUGACCGCAACCUCUCCAAUGGAUACGCAGUGAGCGUCGGCCGUGUGCGAGAAGGAAACCCAGGCGGGCAUUUUGAUAUUCGCUUCGCCUGUCUCUCGCAUAAUACAGUGAUAGGUGCUGCAGGCUCAUCCACCAUGAACGCAGAGUUGGCUGUCAUCAAAGGAUACAUCUAAAAGUUGGGCAUCGUACAUAUCUACAUAGAGCAAUCGAUCACAUACCCUUUUUCA
Messenger RNA from Talaromyces proteolyticus, 1297 nucleotides. Its product is annotated as aspartate-semialdehyde dehydrogenase. Gene Ontology annotation, molecular function: NADP binding; protein dimerization activity; aspartate-semialdehyde dehydrogenase (NADP+) activity. The record is from RefSeq and is a predicted model, not a curated record. Bases 152 to 1243 code for a protein of 363 amino acids. NCBI's taxonomy places the organism in Eukaryota, Fungi, Ascomycota, Eurotiomycetes, Eurotiales, Trichocomaceae. Gene Ontology annotation, biological process: L-threonine biosynthetic process. The transcript has 4 exons.